Messenger RNA from Salvelinus sp. IW2-2015, 1536 nucleotides. Its product is annotated as GTPase IMAP family member 8-like. NCBI's taxonomy places the organism in Eukaryota, Metazoa, Chordata, Actinopteri, Salmoniformes, Salmonidae. The record is from RefSeq and is a predicted model, not a curated record. Gene Ontology annotation, molecular function: GTP binding.
CAACAGGCAGGCAAAGAGACCCUGAUUACUCUUGUUGGAAAGACUGUUCCUUGGAAAAGCUUAACAGCACUCCAAAACCCAAACAUGACUGAACAAAAUAAAGAGGUCCGGAUUGUUCUGGUUGGGAAGAUUGGAUCUGGGAAGAGCGCAACAGGAAACGCCAUCCUGGGGAGAAAAGCGUUUGAAUCCAAAAUGUCCUCUAUUUCUGUGACAUCCUCAAGUAAAAAGAAAAGAGGAGAGGUGGGAGGGCAACAUGUAGCUGUCAUCGACACACCUGGCUUGUUUGACACCAAGUUAACACAGGAGGAGGCACUGAAAGAGAUCUCACAGUGCCUGCUUUUCUCCGCUCCUGGUCCCCAUGUGUUCCUGGUUGUGCUCAAGCUGGGAGGAUUCACUGAAGAGCAGCAGAACAUUGUGAAGAUGAUCCAGAAACUAUUUGGUGAUGAAGCAUCGAAAUACACCAUGGUUGUCUUCACACAUGGAGACCUUCUUGAUGAUGUAACAAUUGAAGACUUCCUGCAUGGAAAUCCCAAACUGGAAAGUUUCAUUGCCAAAUGUAAUGGGGGAUAUCAUGUCUUCAAAAACAAAGAUCAGAAUUCCUCCCAGGUCCCUGAGCUGCUUGAGAAGAUAAACAAGAUGGUGAAGAUGAAUGGAGGAAGCCACUACACCACUGAGAUGUUCCAGGAGGCUGAGAGAGCGAUUGAAGAGGAGAAGAACAGGAUCCUGAGAGAGAAUGAAGAGAAGAUACGCAGAGAGAGGGAAGAACUGAAGGCAAAGUUUGAAGGAGUGUGUCUAAGAGAAGAAGUAGAGAAGCUGGGGAUAAAACAGGAAAGAGAAGCUAGAAAGAAUGCUGAGUAUGUAAACCACAUGGGCACAGGUGCUGGAAUUGGAGCGGCUUUGGGAACAGUUGGAGGCCCAAUUGGUAUAUCAGUUGGUGCAGCAGUGGGAAUUGCAGUGGGAGCUGGAGUAAAUGUAUGCAAUACUCAAUGAGAGUCCAUAGCUAACAGUGCUGUACCUUCUACAAGUUGUUUGACUUCAUUACUUGAUAUUGAAAGCUUCCUCUAUGUACACAGAGUAAACAAAACAUUUGAAACACCUUCCUAAUAUUGAGAACUGAUAGAGAAUGAGAGUGAAAGUUGGCCUUGCCUUUUCUAUCAAUGUGGAAAUGGUCCUAAACACACAGGAAGACGGCAAAUUUAAACUAAAUGUUAGCUAAAUCUGUUGCAACGUAUCACUUCUCACUUCUGAGUCUUGUGUUUUGUCGUUCAUUGUCUCUGUUCAAAUCAACUUUAAAAAAACAAAUAAAUAGAGUCUACUGUUAUUGUAGCCUACAUUAAGAAUGAUACUCAGGGGGUUGAUGAACAAAUAUUCAGCUGUUUUUAUUAUUGUGUUUUACUGAUCACAAGAAAAGGUUGUUGUAUUGAGUUAGAUUUUAUCAGGAGUAACAGACACCUGAAAAAGAUGGGAGGCACUCGCUAAUGAAGUAUUACUUAGAUGUAUUAUUAACACUCACUAAUAAAGUAUUACUUAGAUGUA